AUCCGCGUUGAACCCAAUGGUUGCAAAUUUUCUAAUGGGCAACAACCAUCCCCAAUAGAGAGUGAGCUCUUCACGACAAGUCAACAAUGGACCCGGCAACGAACGAGACAUGGGCUGAAGUCCAGAUGACGCCCAAUCCUUUGACAACUAUGAGCACUGCCGUCGCGCUGGUCGCAUGCUCGAUCGUAGCUCUUGUUUUGGGCAUCCGGCUAGCCCGGUCACCGCAAGCAGCGAGCAAGCCGCUAGAAAUCACACAACUUUACAUAUAUCCUAUCAAAGGACUUGGGGGAUGCGCGGUGCAACGAGCACAUUUGGGCAAAUACGGCCUAAUUGGAGAUAGGACGUUUUCGCUGCAAAAGGUCAUUCGGGAUAAGACCGACCCGUCCAAGAAGACAUAUGAAACCAUGUUUAUCGGCUACUACCUUUAUAUGGCAUUGUUCCGGGCUUCGAUGGAGCACAACGGGAGGCAAGAAAAUGCGACCGAAGGAGAAGUGGUAGUACAAUGGCACGGCCGAGGAACGGAGCACGGCAAAACAAUCAACGAAGCAAACGUCACCACUACUGACGAAAUUCGAUUCAGACUAUCGCCAAGUACAGAGAGGCUAGAGGUGAUUGAAACAAGUCUUCACGUGAGCCAGGCUAAGGCUUACGACAUGGGCGACAAACUUGCGGCGUGGUUCUCGGAGCGCCUCGGGGUUGAGGCAAGACUUGCCUACAUUGGCAACGGCUCACGGCCUGUCCUAGGAUCUCUAGCACCAAACAGCAAAGGAGGACUGAAAAAGGCCAGGCUUGCUCGGCGUCUCAAGUCCUUCAUCCCCUUUACCAGGUUUCCCGAGGAGCGUCUUGUCUUCAACGACCUUGCGCACUACCUCGUCGUCACCGAAGAGUCCACAGCGGAGGUCUCUUCCCGCCUCGAGGGCGACUUGACGAUGGAUGUUCGAAAGUUCCGUCCGAAUGUUGUUGUCAAAGGUGCAAGCGGCCCUUUCGUAGAGGACUUCUGGGGCGAGUUGACUUUUGACGGCGGUGUCCAGAUGCCUCUGACGGCCAACUGUUAUCGCUGCCAAAGUAUCACUGUCGACUAUGAAACUGGCAAGACGGCGAGUGAUGACCGCGGACUGGUAUGGAAGAAGCUGAAUAAAGACCGCCGAGUUGAUAAGGGUGCCAAAUACAGCCCUGUAUUUGGACGUUACGGAUACUGCUUCGGGUCAGCUGUUGGCGAGACAUUGAGUGUUGGCCAGAGAGCGCGAGUCUCCCACGUCAAUCCGGACAGAACGACUUUCGAUUGGCCGCAUCUUACAACGUUCGGCGUUAGCCAGAAGAAACAAUAGAUCGGGAUGUUUAAGUUUGGAAGACUUACAAACAUGGCAGCCUCCGACGGAGUGAGAGGAUAAUCCUAGAAACCGACAUAGAACACAAAAGCGUUUUCCCGAUGAGAUGGAAGCACUUUGGUGUCCACAAGUGCCAUAGCAAGUCGAGGGGCUAAUGAGUGAGCAAUCAGCAUUACCUUGGGUUGAGCUCAAAGAGCUGUAUCACCCAGCUACCUAUCGGCGACUUAAGUAGAAUCCAAUUGCUACAGGCGCGUUAAACCCGUCAAUAGCUAGAAUGUUAAUCAAAAGCAGCUUUCUG
Molecule: messenger RNA, 1626 nt
Organism: Colletotrichum phormii
Lineage: Eukaryota; Fungi; Ascomycota; Sordariomycetes; Glomerellales; Glomerellaceae
Exons: 3
Coding region: 87-1328 (413 amino acids)
Molecular function (GO): catalytic activity; molybdenum ion binding; pyridoxal phosphate binding
Source: RefSeq, a predicted model, not a curated record